GUCUCCCCGUCGUUCCUCAAGUUCCACAAGACCUCGUCCCUCCGAUCUCCACAACGCAAUAUGCCGGGUGUAAGAGACGUUGCCGCAGACGCAUUCAUUACUGCAUACGCUUCCCACUUGAAACGAUCAGGAAAACUCGAAGUCCCAACAUGGGUGGAUAUUGUCAAAACUGGUCACUAUAAAGAACUGGCUCCUUAUGACCAAGAUUGGUACUAUGUUCGUGCUGCCGCGGUCGCCCGCCACAUAUACCUUCGCAAAGAUGUUGGUAUCGGUGCCCUCGCAAAACUCCACGGUGGCCGUAACAGGAGAGGAAACCGACCCUCGCACCACGCACCCUGCUCUACCGGUGUUCAGCGCAGGAUUUGCCAAUCCCUCGAAAAAAUCGGUGUCCUGGAACAGACUGAUAAUGGUGGACGCAGAAUAAGCCAAGAUGGUCAACGAGAUCUCGACCGGAUCGCUACAGCAGUAGUCGAAGCUGCCAAGGAGGAUGAGGAUGAGGAUGAAGAGGAGCAGGAGCAGGAGCACGAACAGGAGGAAGAUGAAGAGUAA
Marasmius oreades (fairy-ring Marasmius) is the source of this 549-nucleotide messenger RNA. RefSeq lists its product as uncharacterized. Gene Ontology annotation, molecular function: RNA binding; structural constituent of ribosome. The record is from RefSeq and is a predicted model, not a curated record. The transcript has 3 exons. Lineage: Eukaryota; Fungi; Basidiomycota; Agaricomycetes; Agaricales; Marasmiaceae. Gene Ontology annotation, cellular component: ribosome; cytosolic small ribosomal subunit. Gene Ontology annotation, biological process: translation; ribosomal small subunit assembly. The coding region runs from base 61 to 549 and encodes 162 amino acids.